AUGUCAGGUGAAGAAGUUGCUGUUCCUCAGGCUGAGAUUCCUGCUGUUGGUGAUGCACCUCCUCUUGGGGAGCCAAUGGACUUGAUGACAGCAUUGCAGCUUGUGCUGAGGAAAUCUCUGGCUCAUGGUGGGCUUUCUCGAGGUCUUCAUGAAGGGGCCAAAGUGAUUGAGAAGCAUGCUGCUCAACUCUGUGUCUUGGCAGACGAUUGUAAUCAGCCUGACUAUAUCAAACUUGUUAAGGCACUUUGUGCUGACCACAACGUGAACUUGUUAACUGUUCCAAGUGCAAAGACUCUUGGAGAGUGGGCUGGUUUGUGUAAGAUUGAUUCAGAGGGGAAGGCCAGGAAAGUAGUUGGUUGCUCUUGCGUUGUUGUGAAGGAUUUUGGGGAGGACAGUGAAGCUCUUAAUGUCGUUCAACAGCAUAGAUGCCAAGCUUUCACUCGGAAUGGGAUGCUUAAUGUCAGGGUGACAGUAUUAGACUUUCGAGCAUUGCUUAGCAAGCUCAAGUCCUGGAAUUCCCAACUUAAGCCGUACAAAUUCAAUGUAUGGAGGGACACAACAGGCGGUGUGGGUUUAGAAGUUGGGUGUCGCAUCUUAUCCUACCCAGCAAAAACUCCUGUACAAUCUUUACGGGAAUACUUCGUUUUGUUUGAUUAUAUCCAACUUGUUAAGGCACUUUCUGCGGAUAGCAGUUUCACAAUGUGA
Messenger RNA from Dovyalis caffra, 705 nucleotides. Lineage: Eukaryota; Viridiplantae; Streptophyta; Magnoliopsida; Malpighiales; Salicaceae. The record is from the annotation of a GenBank genome assembly.